ACUGUUUUUCUUUGAUCCCAAACGCUCUUCUUCUGCGAAUGCCGCUGAUUUUUUCAACUUCGGCGCUCCUCCACCUGAGCCUGAACGCACCAUCGAACUUGCUCAGGAAGGAUUCAGAAAAAAUGCAGAAAAUAUAAAAAGAAUUAAAGAGAUGAUGAUAGACAAGAAAUUGUGGAAAGAAGGAGGGAAAGAGCUAAGGAGAAGUGCAUCAAACAUGAAGCAAGACUUUUACUUAAUCAUCCAAGCAAAGCCUCCUAAGGAUAGACCUCUUUUUAGGUCUCUUUAUUCCUCUCUCUUUAAUUCAAUCACCAAGAUGGAUUAUGCAGCAAGAGAUGAAGAUGAAACUAAGGUAUUGGAGUACUAUAAGAAUAUUGUUGCAAUCCUCGAUGAUAUCUUCCCUCGAAUUUAAUUUUGAACAAUAAUAUUAAUUUAGGCAAUCAAUUCGCAUUUGUUGU
Arabidopsis arenosa is the source of this 455-nucleotide messenger RNA. The record is from the annotation of a GenBank genome assembly. Lineage: Eukaryota; Viridiplantae; Streptophyta; Magnoliopsida; Brassicales; Brassicaceae.